AUGAACACUCUGCCAAAUGGAAAUCAUAUUGGAGGCAACUACGCUUCUUAUCGUAGCUCGCCAUUGAGAGUCUGUAAGCUUAUAUUCCUUUACUUCUUCGUACUCACUUAUCUUCUCGCCUCAAAGCGCAUAACCAAUCGACGUGCAUUCGCAAACUCACACCAUAACUCUUUAAAAGGGAACAAUUCAAGGGUCGUUGUAACUCGGCAGAGUUCAAUUGAUUCUUCAAUAGAUGGCAAAGCAAACCAAAGUAGGCGGUUUUUUAAUAACGGUCCCUUUACGAAUCGUGGGUCUACCGUAGACGGUACUUCAGAAAGCGCUGAAGAAGAAAUGGAAGUGGAGGAGAUUGAAGAGGAGGAGGAAGAGGAGGAAGAGGAGGAGGAAGAGGAAACUGAACAAAUGGCAGAAAUGGAAGACGAACAAGAAGUAGUUCAGGAAUCGAUAAAAGAUAUAAAUAUGGAAGAAGAGUAUCAAUAUACUUCACAUGACUCUGGUGAAUCUAUUAUUUCUGAGGAAAGCAACUCGGAAAAUAAUGACAUUGAAGAAAAAAACUGGAAAGAAGAACGUAAGAUCAGAGAGAGAAUGCUUGAAGAGAUCAAAGCGGAACAUAACGCAAUUAAGAAGAGGUUUUUCGAAGCCAAAGAAAAAGAUUUAGAUAAGGAAAAAGACGAUAUAUUGCUUUAUUUACAUCCUGAACUUGUACGAUUAAGCGAAAAAAAAGAUGAAGCUCGUCAACGUCGUGAAAUAAACGCAGAACGAAGACGAAAAUUACGAGAUGAAGCGAUCGAGAUAAAUUUUGAGGCACAAAUGAGUCACUCGACGGGACAAUAUAUGGAUAAACGACGUGCUCUGAGAAAAUCUAUGCUACAGGAGAUACUGUCGAAAAAAAAUCGACUAAUUUAUGAAUAUUCACAGAGUAAACUAAAAUCAAAAGAAUCGACUUUAAUAGAUGAAAAAGAAGAAACAAUUAUCAGAAAAAUGGAAGAUGAUGAAUCACCAGAAUUUCUGAAAGAACAACAAGAAGAUGACUUGAGAUUAAUUCGUGAAUCAAUACAGACUAACAUGAUGUUGAUGCCAAAUCUAACAGCAAAACCUACGUCUACAACACCUUCAAUUCCCGCGACGUCUACCCCGAUAUCGACGUUGUCGAUCUCACAAUCGACAAGAUCUAUAGUCACCAGCAGUACACAAAAUCAAUCAAGAGAAUAUUCUGAAAACUCAAUAAUGCUUAAUAAAAAUACUUCAAUCGUCAAUGCAUGGCUCGCAACAGAGGAAGGCUAUGAAUCAGAUAAGGAUAACCAUUCUCAUCAACAAAACCGCCAAAAUCAUCCAAAUUAUCAAAAAGGACAUUUUCAAGGAGUAGUUUAA
Molecule: messenger RNA, 1368 nt
Organism: Ambispora gerdemannii
Lineage: Eukaryota; Fungi; Glomeromycota; Glomeromycetes; Archaeosporales; Ambisporaceae
Source: the annotation of a GenBank genome assembly